Molecule: messenger RNA, 567 nt
Organism: Chanos chanos (milkfish)
Lineage: Eukaryota; Metazoa; Chordata; Actinopteri; Gonorynchiformes; Chanidae
Product: tumor necrosis factor ligand superfamily member 10-like
Exons: 2
Coding region: 1-567 (188 amino acids)
Biological process (GO): immune response
Cellular component (GO): membrane
Molecular function (GO): tumor necrosis factor receptor binding
Source: RefSeq, a predicted model, not a curated record
AUGAACGUCACUGAGCCUGUUCCAGCUAUGAUACAAAGAAAGAUCACACCCGCUGCACAUCUGCCAAUCAAACCACAAAGUGAACAAAAACAGAGAAAUAUCAAUGCAGCUAUAGUUCACUGGAAUGCCAAGCAAGGAUAUCUUUCUCAUCUUGGAUACCACAAUGGACGGAUCCUCAUUCACGAACCAGGCUUAUACUACAUCUAUGCCAAAACCUGUUUUCGAUUCUAUUACAACCUCGAUUCGAAUUCAGAAUCGGUUUCCGGGACCGACUCUAGCCUUGACAGUUUGCUUGAGGUUCAAACACUUCAAGGUGGAGUCCAGCUGUUUCAAUAUGUUUACAAUGAACGUUUGAUCCACAGUUCUCCUGUCAGGGUGGUAUUACUCAUGAGGAGUGGAAGCACACAGCGUUGGAACCAGGAUACUUAUCAUAUGUGUUGUCAGCAACAGGGUGGGGUUUUUGCCUUGAGAUCAGGUGAUGGACUGUAUGUCAAUGUAUCUAACUCCUGGAUGCUUGACCCAGAUGCUGAAGGCAGCUACUUUGGAACUUUCAGAAUAAGUGAAUGA